Molecule: messenger RNA, 981 nt
Organism: Betta splendens (Siamese fighting fish)
Lineage: Eukaryota; Metazoa; Chordata; Actinopteri; Anabantiformes; Osphronemidae
Gene: ascl1a
Product: achaete-scute family bHLH transcription factor 1a
Exons: 2
Coding region: 219-827 (202 amino acids)
Biological process (GO): positive regulation of transcription by RNA polymerase II; sensory organ development; neuron differentiation
Cellular component (GO): RNA polymerase II transcription regulator complex
Molecular function (GO): protein dimerization activity; DNA-binding transcription factor activity, RNA polymerase II-specific; RNA polymerase II transcription regulatory region sequence-specific DNA binding
Source: RefSeq, a predicted model, not a curated record
GGGGCGUGGCCAGCGCCUCUUCCAAACGUAUUGAUAAGCGGUGGCGUCGUUCCUCGAGGACUCAGUAGAGCUUCGAGGAGCGCGCCAGGCAGCAGCCCAGCGGACAGCCCCCACUGAACAAGUGCGCGUGAAGCGUCCCCAACACGUGAACGGCACGAGCAGGACGCACCGCCCGGAGAGCCGCUGACUUCCUCCCAAGUUUUGUAUUUUCCCUGGAAAUGGACCUCACAGCCAAGAUGGAGAUUAACGUCGGCCAGCAGCAGCUCAUGCCGCCAGCCUGCUUCUUCUCCGCCGCGGCGGCGGCGGCGCAGAGCGUCCAGCUGAGCCCGGGCGGCAGCAGCCAGGGCAGCGGCAAGUCCGCGUGCAAGCAGCCCAAGCGGCAGCGCUCCUCGUCCCCGGAGCUGCUGCGGUGCAAGCGCAGGUUGAACUUCGCGGGCUUCGGCUACACGCUGCCGCAGCAGCAGCCGCACGCGGUGGCGCGCCGCAACGAGCGGGAGCGCAACCGCGUGAAGCUGGUCAACAACGGCUUCGCGACCCUGCGCGAGCACGUCCCCAACGGCGCCGCCAACAAGAAGAUGAGCAAGGUGGAGACGCUGCGCUCCGCCGUGGAGUACAUCCGCGCGCUGCAGCAGCUGCUGGACGAGCACGACGCCGUCAGCGCCGCCUUCCAGUCCGGCGUGCUGUCGCCCACCAUGUCCCAAGGAUACUCCGCCGACAUGAACUCCAUGGCGGGGUCACCCGUGUCCUCCUACUCGUCCGACGAGGGUUCCUACGACCCGCUGAGUCCGGAGGAGCAGGAGCUGCUGGACUUUACCAACUGGUUCUGAGCAUCUGUAUGAGAAGUAUGGAUCAAGUCUAUUCACUGGCGUCGCGCGCUUGUGAUGGUCCUGGAGGAGGCUGGGCGAUGAACUGUGCACGCGCCUUGGUCGUGCGUCCUGAGCGCCCGGUCCUCCCAGACUGUGAGGCACGAAGACGGACGGA